CACAAUUCCUUGUAGGCCACAAUCAACCUUAUCUCAGAACGAUUAAAAUAAUAGACAGAUCCUGCAUCCACGUUUUCAUUCACAUAACGUCAAGAGACCUAUAAAAUGAGUAACUGCGUUUGCUACAGAAUGUAGAAUCUCAUUGGCCCCUUUCUACCAUUAAUUUAUUUGUCGACACAGCAGGAGUUAUCAUACAAUUCACUGCUUCUUUGCACAGGCCACAGUUCAGUUCUUCUCUGCUGAGCUGAUCUGGGAAGGACUUGUACCCUUAAGAAGUAAAAGUCUGAUUUCUUUGGGAGUAGGCGGGCUGUUCAAUUUCCUUUUUUUUGAACUCUACUACAGGAGUUCUCUAUGUGACCUAGUUUUUGAGUGCUCAUAAGAUCUGCUUAAGGAUGAUGGGGACUCUAGCACAGUUUGCAGCUCCACCUUAUAGAAUAAUCAGUACAAGUCAUGUUCAGAUUCAGAACUCUAAUACAGUGCAACAAGUUCCAAAGACGAUGUGCAAUAUGCAAUCACAUUCAUUUAGAAUAAAAAAUUACAUUCGAUCUGGGCAAGUAACUGGCACAGGUAAGGUUUCAAGUCCUGCAACAGACUUUCGUGCAAAUGUAGCUGCAGCAUUUUCUGCUUCAGCAAGGAAAGGAAGGAAAUUAAGGAAAGGAGUGAUUACUUGUAUGUUUGAGCGGUUUACAGAGAAGGCCAUCAAAGUAAUUAUGCUUUCUCAAGAGGAAGCACGACGCCUCCAGCACAACUAUGUAGGUACAGAGCAGAUUCUGUUGGGUCUUAUUGGUGAAGGGACUGGUAUUGCAGCAAAAGUCUUAAAAUCUAUGGGAAUCAAUUUAAAGGAGGCUCGUUUAGAGGUUGAGAAAAUCAUUGGCAGAGGCAGUGGGUUUGUUGCUGUGGAGAUUCCAUUCACUCCAAGAGCAAAGCGUGUGUUAGAACUUGCGCUUGAGGAAGCUCGACAACUUGGACAUAACUACAUAGGUUCUGAGCACUUGCUUUUAGGGAUGCUGCGUGAAGGUGAAGGUGUUGCAGCUCGUGUGCUUGAGAAACUUGGAGCUGACCCCAGCAAUAUUCGUACCCAAGUAAUUCGAAUGGUUGGUGAAAGUUCAGAAGCUGUUGGCGCUGGAGUCGGAGGUGCUAGCAGCAGCAACAAGACACCAACUCUUGAGGAAUAUGGAAGCAAUUUGACAAAACUUGCACUGGAGGGAAAGCUUGAUCCAGUUGUUGGUAGGCAGCCACAAAUUGAGCGAGUUAUUCAAAUACUGGGACGCCGCACAAAGAACAAUCCUUGCCUUAUUGGUGAUCCUGGUGUAGGAAAAACAGCAAUUGCUGAGGGACUAGCACAGCUAAUAGCUGCUGGAGAUGUUCCAGAAACAAUCGAGGGUAAAACGGUUAUUACUUUAGAUAUGGGGCUACUUGUUGCAGGUACUAAGUACCGUGGAGAGUUUGAGGAAAGGUUAAAGAAGCUAAUGGAUGAAAUCAAACAGAAUGAUGAGAUUAUACUCUUCAUAGAUGAAGUCCAUACUCUUAUUGGAGCAGGUGCAGCAGAAGGGGCAAUUGAUGCAGCCAAUAUCCUAAAACCAGCUCUUUCACGAGGAGAACUACAGUGCAUUGGGGCCACCACCUUGGACGAAUAUAGGAAACACAUUGAAAGGGACCCUGCACUAGAGAGAAGAUUCCAACCUGUACAAGUGCCAGAGCCAACUGUGGAUGAGACAAUACAGAUAUUGGGAGGUCUACGUGAACGAUAUGAGAUUCAUCAUAAGCUACGUUAUUCUGAUGAGUCUUUGGUGUGUGCUGCCAAGCUAUCACAUCAAUACAUCAGUGAUCGUUUCCUCCCCGACAAAGCAAUUGAUCUAGUUGACGAAGCUGGCUCUCGUGUGCACCUUCGUUAUACACAGCUUCCUGAAGAAGCAAAAGAGCUUGACAAAGAAGUGAGGCAGAUUACAAAAGAGAAGAAUGAAGCUGUUCGAGGCCAAGAUUUUGAAAAGGCUGGACAGCUACGUGAUCGUGAGGUGGAACUAAAGGCACAAAUUACAGCUAUAACAAAAAAAGGGAAAGAGAAAUCAAAGGCUGAGAGUGAAGCAGAUGGAGGUCCAGUUGUAACUGAGGCAGAUAUUCAGCAAAUUGUAUCUGUAUGGACAGGCAUUCCAGUUGAGAAGGUAUCAUCUGACGAGUCUCACAAACUCCUGAAGAUGGAAGAAACACUCCAUCAACGCAUAAUUGGGCAAGACGAAGCUGUCAAAGCAAUCAGUCGAGCCAUUCGCCGUGCAAGAGUUGGCUUGAAGAACCCAAACAGGCCAAUUGCAAGCUUCAUAUUUUCAGGUCCUACAGGUGUUGGCAAGUCUGAGCUUGCAAAGGCAUUGGCAGCUUACUAUUUUGGUUCUGAGGAGGCCAUGAUAAGGCUGGAUAUGAGUGAAUAUAUGGAGAGGCACACUGUUUCCAAGCUGAUUGGUUCACCCCCAGGAUAUGUGGGAUACACUGAAGGAGGUCAGUUAACUGAGGCUGUUAGGAGACGCCCUUAUAGUGUUAUCCUCUUUGAUGAAAUUGAAAAGGCUCACCCUGAUGUUUUUAACAUGAUGCUUCAAAUCCUUGAAGAUGGAAGACUCACAGAUAGCAAAGGUAGAACUGUGGACUUUAAGAAUACCCUUUUAAUCAUGACUUCUAAUGUUGGUAGUAGUGUGAUUGAGAAGGGAGGUCGUAGAUCUGGAUUCCUUUUCCAAUUUGAAGAAGAUGAAGAAGAUAACAGCUACACAAGAAUCAAAAGCCUUGUCUUGGAAGAGCUGAAGUCAUAUUUUCGCCCUGAGUUCUUGAAUCGACUAGAUGAAACAAUUGUUUUUAGACAGCUCACCAAAUCAGAGGUAAGAGAUAUUGCAGAUAUCAUGUUGAAAGAAGUCUUUGAACGGCUUAAAAUCAAAGAAAUUGAACUUCAAGUUACAGAUCGCUUCAGAGACAGAGUUGUAGAUGAAGGCUAUAGUCCUACCUAUGGUGCAAGAUCACUACGCAGAGCAAUUAUGAGAUUGUUAGAGGAUAGUAUGGCUGAAAAGAUGCUUUCUGGUGAGAUCAAAGAGGGUGAUUCAGCUAUAGUUGAUGUAAAUGAGGAAGGGAAUGUGACUGUUUUGAAUGGAAGUAGGGGUACAGUAGCUUCAUCAACACCAGCAGCAGCUGUCUAGGAAAAGGCAUCAUACAUUUGAGUAUUUGGGCCAAAGAUUGGUGAAAGUUGUCAAUUUCAUAUAAAUGUAAUAAGUUCUUCCACAUUAGAAUUUCAGUUUUAGUAUUUUCAUUGGCUGCCUAGAAUAUGCAACUAUUGGGAUCAUGAUCGAAGAGGACCUGUAUGAUCUGGUUUGCAAGUGGGACAAAGUUCCUUUAUGUAUAACUUUACUUCACCUGGGCAAUACCUGUUCUGACUUCUUGUCUCAGUUACAUGUCUGAACGACAUUUUAGUUUGGUACAAGGGUAUAUAUCCUUCAUGAUAGAUAGCAUUUCUAGUA
Messenger RNA from Cryptomeria japonica (Japanese cedar), 3491 nucleotides. RefSeq names its product ATP-dependent Clp protease ATP-binding subunit ClpA homolog CD4B, chloroplastic. The coding region runs from base 393 to 3173 and encodes 926 amino acids. Lineage: Eukaryota; Viridiplantae; Streptophyta; Pinopsida; Cupressales; Cupressaceae. The transcript has 11 exons. Gene Ontology annotation, molecular function: ATP binding; protein binding; ATP hydrolysis activity. Gene Ontology annotation, biological process: cellular response to heat. Gene Ontology annotation, cellular component: cytoplasm. The record is from RefSeq and is a predicted model, not a curated record.